Leptonychotes weddellii (Weddell seal) is the source of this 3414-nucleotide messenger RNA. The record is from RefSeq and is a predicted model, not a curated record. Lineage: Eukaryota; Metazoa; Chordata; Mammalia; Carnivora; Phocidae.
UAUUGUUGAUGAGGAGGAGCGGCGGCGGCGGCUGCACCACCUCGUUGCUGCCGGCCGCGGCCCGGGCGCCCCCUGCUCCCCGGAUUCCGGCUUCGUCACCCCGUCGCAGGGACCUUCCCUUCGGCCUCGAGAAUCCAACCCCUGCAACCCAACAACAACAACCCCCCCCCGUCUCGCCCAGUCACCGGGGAGGGGGGGGACCAUGUCCCAGCGGGUGAGGCGCAAUGGGUCCCCCACGCCGGCCGGCUCCCUCGGGGGCGGUGCGGUCGCCACGGCCGGGGGAGCCGGGAGCCGCCUGCAACCCAUGAGGGCGACGGUUCCGUUCCAGCUGAAGCAGCAGCAGCAACAUGGCAGUGACAAAACACGACCACCAUCUUCGAGCCCCUCUAGUAUUAUCCGCCGGACUUCCUCUCUGGAUACACUUGCUGCCCCAUACCUUGCAGGACACUGGCCUCGUGAUAGUCAGGGGCAAGCUGCUCCCUGCAUGAGGGACAAGGCUACACAGACAGAGAGUGCAUGGGCCGAAGAAUACUCUGAAAAGAAGAAAGGGUCUCACAAGCGUUCAGCAUCGUGGGGCAGUACAGAUCAACUUAAGGAGGUCAGGAAAAUGAUUCCAAAGAACUGGUGUGGAAAAAUCAAAAGAGUAAGUACUUCUGCUAUGUCCUUGAUUAAAGAGUACUGCUGCAGCUUAGAAGAACUAAGAGGUGGAUACCAGAUGAGAACAGUGAUUGCUGGAGGACAGAACGAAAAGUUAUGCAUGUCAAUGGGAAGUAUGCUUCAAACUAGAGAAUUUAAAGGAAACAUAUUAAAGCUCUCUUCUCCACUGCUUUUUCUUCAGGCUCCUGUUCCAAAGAGUGCACUUAUUCCAGUAAUUCCCAUCACCAAAUCAACAGGCUCCCGGUUCCGGAAUAGUGUGGAAGGAUUGAAUCAGGAGAUUGAAAUAAUCAUUAAAGAGACUGGGGAAAAGGAAGAACAACUUAUAGAGACUGAGAAUGGGAACAACUCUCCUUUGCCCAAAUAUGCAACCUCACCAAAACCUAACAACAGUUAUAUGUUCAAAAGGGAACCUCCUGAGGGCUGUGAAAGGGUCAAAGUCUUUGAGGAAUGCUCGCCAAAACAACUCCAUGAAAUCCCAGCCUUUUACUGUCCUGACAAAAACAAAGUGAAUUUCAUUCCUAAAAGCGGCUCUGCCUUCUGCCUCGUCAGCAUCCUCAAGCCACUCCUUCCCACACCAGAUCUCACCCUCAAGGGCUCUGCCCACAGUCUGACAGUUACCACUGGUAUGACCACCACUCUGCUGCAGCCUAUUGCUGUGGCCUCCCUGUCUGCAAACACAGAGCAAGACCGAGUCUCUCGAGGAACGAGUACAGUCAUGCCAUCAGCCUCUCUCCUCCCACCGCCAGAACCCAUUGAGGAAGCUGAAGGAUAGGUGUGACCGUUCUUCUGGGCAACUGAGAACCUCCUCAGAUCAUUUCAUUGUGGAGGCAUCGCACGCUCCCAGUUGGCUGUGAAGUGCUCCGGCUUUCUGCGGCGACGAGUCACAGUGUGACUCUGGAAGAAGGCAGCGCCCUCUGACAGCUUUGCUCACUCAUGAAGGCCAGCCCUCAUUGCUUAGCCUGCUUUUUCUGAAAGCACCGGUUGAAACAAGAACGGUCUCAUUAUUUACUUUUGGAGGGCCGAUAUCAUACCGUUUUUUGUUUUCAAAUUAAACUUCUUAAAAAAAAAAAACAACUGAUCCCUGCAAAAUAAUUCCUGAAGGGAGACAUGAAUGAUGCUGCAAGAACCAUCUUUUAUAUGAAAAUGACUAUUUUAUAAUACCAAUGUUACAUUUUCUGAAAUGGAGCAAACAGGAUGUUCAAAGAUUCUUUGGUGGCCUCUUGUUUCUUGUUUCCCUUUCUAGGUGUGUGCUUUUCUCAGCUGUUUUCAGCUUUGGGACCAAAGGGAUUGUUGACAUUUUCCCAGCAGUCUUAAUCUCAUGACUAUGUUCUUCUCCCAAACAAGAAUUGAUAGGUAAAUGCAUUGAACAAAUAUAUAACAAGAGAUAAAAAGCAAUAUUAAAUAUUAGUACAUUAUGUGGUUUAUGUUUUUUGAUGUCGGAAGUUUGUGCUUUGGGUGAAAUACUUGUAAAACUGCUGUUUUCUUCACUAUACUUGUACACAUUUCACCAUGUGGUCAGAAAAAUUAUAGUCUGGAGACAAGUGCUUUAAUAUGUUCUCACCCAUCAUUGGAACUUGGUUGAAAAGUCAGUGAGCCAAAAGGAAACUACCCAGUGUUGAUUGCUAGCUAGGAGUAAGGAGCCCCUUUGGUUUUCUACAAAAUACUUACCACAUGAUCUCCCUUUAUCAUCACUGUAUCAUAGUUCUAAGAGGUCCUAAAAUGACUGUGCAUGGAUUUCCUCCUUUGCUUUUGUGAUGUUGUUGUCUUGUGGAAUUGGUCAGGGUUAGUAGUUUGCCAGGAGUGUAAUCCAUUGAAUAGCAAUCCGGAGUCACAGAUUCUUGCGACUGACAUUUUCUUUAUGGUGGUUGGCACUGAGAUAUGUUGCUUACAGAUUUUGCUAGUUUUCCUCCAGCAUUCCACACAGUGGGGAAGACAGGCCAGGAGAGCUUUGGAGCAUAUAAACAACAGGGAUCUUUGAAAAAUCCGUACAGUUUUGGAUUUAGGCUCAACUUAAUACAAUCACUGCCAGUAUCACCUGGCAACAGUAUUUCAUGUUUGUGUGUGUGGUAGUGAAAUUAAGGAGCAGCUCUUUUUAAAAAUGAGUUUCUGCAAACAGUAUUGAUAAAAAGCAUCCUUCUAAGAUCUUCAUAUACUACCUAUGAUGCAAUAAUUUAACGUUCCUAUACGUAUUAUAGGGAGAAAGAAAUUUAAAUACUUGUAAAGGGGAUACAGUUUAGAAGGUUUAAUAUGUCAGUUCUGACAUAUACCAUCAGGGGAAACCUAGUGGUAGCAAUAAAUCUUCUGAAAGGACUUCUUACACUCAUGCACCUUUAAAACAUCCAAGUAAUUAAAAUUAUGCCCUGUGAAGUUUAAAAUGGAGAUGUAUUUAGGCAAAUUAGAUAAAUUCAAACAUUUGAAUAAGUCUGUCAGGUUUCAGUUGGUAGCACUGAUGAAUUUUGGUACCUUCUCCAUCCAAAACUAAUUUACUUGGAAUUAGUACAUUGUGGCUUCUCAAUCAGUAAAACUCAGUUAUUCAGGAUCUAAAUUUUCUGGUUGGUUGGUUUCUUGAGAACCUUGAUUCUUUGCCUUAUUUGUUAUGUGUCUUGACUUUACCAUUUCACCGCUGAGAACUGCUCUAUCAAAAGUACAGAAGAAAAGGUAAAACUCAUCAGGGGAGUUGGUAUGAAUGGGAGGAGGAGGAAGUUAAAAACAAGUUUUAAAAAACUCAGUUUUGGGGCGCCUGGGUGGCUCAGUUGG